AUGACUAUGACCACAGACCAAACGGCAUUCCAAUCAGAACCUCCCUCGCCUCCUCCGACUCCGCCAGUACCAAAACUCACCGGCAGCGACGAUGCGUCCCUAUACGCGCCCUCCGAGGCAGGCGCCAGCAGCACCGGCACUGUUCUCCGUCCAAAAGUCAGCGUCUUCAGCAUGUUCUGCCCCGAGGCCAUGACCUUCCAGGUUGAUCUCUCCAAGAAAAUCCCAGAGAUGCCCAAGAGGUGCAAGUGUGGCUACCGGUGGAUGCCGCUGCUACCCGACAAUAAGGAUUACGUUGUCCUCAAAGAAGGAUUCAGAAUGUCCAGCCGCUUCUUGGCCAAGUCGCAUUCCGACAGGAAUGAGUUUGCCUGCUGUCUCUGCGUACCGGCAGGGAAGACGAAUAAGUACGAAUCGGCCGAUGCAUUGCGAGUACACAUCAACGUCUCCCACACCAAAUGGCAGAUUCUCCACGACCGAGACAUUUCCUAG
Molecule: messenger RNA, 486 nt
Organism: Colletotrichum spaethianum
Lineage: Eukaryota; Fungi; Ascomycota; Sordariomycetes; Glomerellales; Glomerellaceae
Exons: 1
Coding region: 1-486 (161 amino acids)
Source: RefSeq, a predicted model, not a curated record